This is a messenger RNA of Rosa chinensis, 838 nucleotides long. RefSeq lists its product as uncharacterized. The transcript is spliced from 3 exons. Bases 33 to 599 code for a protein of 188 amino acids. NCBI's taxonomy places the organism in Eukaryota, Viridiplantae, Streptophyta, Magnoliopsida, Rosales, Rosaceae. The record is from RefSeq and is a predicted model, not a curated record.
CAGAACAUAAAAGGCGCGUACGUGUUUAUCUCAUGAUUCACGCUCUCUCUCUCAGAUGCAAAGCCAUGACCGACGUCGAGAGCCGGAACCCUAAUUUGGACCGUCCGGCGAAGCGCCGAAGUGAAGAAUUCGAUGAGCGCGCUGCUGGCACUGGGAAUAGUACAUCGUGGGACAAGGAGCCUCCAAUGGUAGAUGAUGGAUCCGCUGAUGGCUCCCCUUUAGUGCCGCAGCAAAAGGAAGAUAAGGGUAGCAGUGCCAAAGAAGAUAGUGAUGUAGAAGAAGUUGAAGAUAGUGAUGUAGAAGAAGUUAGCGCUACAGAAGAAGAUUAUGAUUCACCCGACUUUAUGGCAGAUUAUGUUGGUGGCGUAGAUGAUGGUGACUAUUGUGGAUAUUGUGAAUUAUGUGUGGACAAUGAAGUCUGCAAAGGUUGUGGUAACAAGGAUGGCAUCCCCGCGGGUGAGGAAGAACGUUUUAAUCCAUUGGAAUGUAGAAUUUGUGGUACCAGUGAGCAUAGGACUGAGUACUGUGCAUCUCGGCAGUUUAAUAAGUUGUUAAAGGAGGAGGGAAGAAAGGGAGAAGAUGAUGCUUUCAAGGAGUAGGGAUUGUGGUGGAUCAGGUGACUCUGGAUAUGUUGUUCCUCCAGCCGUCUAAUAUGCAGAGAGCCAUCAACGUUGUACGGGUGGUUUGAUUUUGUUGUGCUUUAAUGAAAAACAUUUAUGUUCUGUGAAAUUAGUCGACUAGCAGUUCUAGGUAUUGUUGUGCAGAAAAUUUGAUUGAACUUUCCGAAUGUAAUAGGGCACUUUAUCUAUGAUCUAAUACUCUAAAUGAUGCCCUAUAA